AAAAAGAGCAGGGGGAAGGAAUUCACCACAGCAGAAAUACAGGACUGGACUGGAAGGAUGGCAGACAGUACUUGCAAAGGCAAUGAGCUGAUCGACACGACUUGCACAGAGACUUCUACGAGAGGUGCAGCAGCCAUGUUUGACCGCCUCCACCUCCUGAGCCCCGUCCUCCUGUUCCUCCCCCUGGUCAUCCCUGUCCCGCCCCCCGGAGGUGCCUCUCCUGCCCCCUGCCGCCGCUGCUGUGACGACCUGGAGCCACAGGAGGGCCCUCCAGCUCCUCAGACGGGGGACCAAAAGAGUGGCCUGAACCAGAUGCCUGAAGUCCGCACCUUCAUCAACAUGACCAUCCUCAAAGGGGACAAGGGAAUCCGCGGGGACAGGGGGACACCUGGGAAGUCUGGUGAGGAAGGCGCUCCUGGAUCCCGAGGGCCAAUGGGCCCCAAAGGAACCAAGGGCCAGGCGGGCCCCCCAGGGGACCCCUGCAAGACCCAGGACGCAGCCUUCUCGGUGGGGCGUCGCAAGUCCCUCCACAGCGUGGACUAUUACCAGGCCCUGGUGUUCGACACAGAGUUCGUCAACCUCCACGGCCACUUCGACAUGUUCAAAGGAAAGUUCUACUGCUACGUCCCUGGGAUCUACUUCUUCAACGUCAACAUCCACACCUGGAACUUUAAGGAGACCUACCUGCACAUCAUGAGGAAUGACAAGGAGCAGGCCAUCGUGUACGCCCAGCCCAGCGAGAGGUCCAUCAUGCAGAGCCAGAGCCUUAUGUUGCCCCUUGAGCUCAACGACGAGGUGUGGGUCCGGCUGUACAAGAGGGAGAGGGAGAACGCUGUGUAUAGCGACGAUGUGGAUGUGUACAUCACCUUCAACGGAUACCUCAUCAAGCCCACCCUGGAGUGAGAUGACCUGCUGGGUCGAUUUCAGUAGGCACAAAACGGAAGAAAACGCUCUAAACAGUCAAACGGGGAGGUACUAUCUGAACUUGUCCAGGAAGAGGCGCUUGUUUUCUUUUUCCGUUGCAAAAUGUUUAAAAUGUGUUUAAAACGGUGUGCCCUAAUGAACAUGAUCCCUAACUGACCUGAGGGGAGGGUCAGAGUUCAGAGUUCAGGAGGUUCCGAUUGAAAGGGGGGCCUCUUUACACAGGGUUUUCAUUGAUGCACACACCCACUUUUAAGUGCCUCUAUACGCUGCAAUGGGAUACUAGGGGCUUGUAAGGUAAUGUCCAUAGAUUCCUUCUCCCCUGUAUUGAAAAAAGCAAUAUUAUUAGAUGUACAGUACCAGUCAAAAGUUUGGACACACCUACUCAUUCAAGGGUCUUUCUU
Molecule: messenger RNA, 1325 nt
Organism: Coregonus clupeaformis (lake whitefish)
Lineage: Eukaryota; Metazoa; Chordata; Actinopteri; Salmoniformes; Salmonidae
Product: complement C1q tumor necrosis factor-related protein 1-like
Exons: 4
Coding region: 58-903 (281 amino acids)
Molecular function (GO): protein binding
Source: RefSeq, a predicted model, not a curated record